GCUCUGCAGUCUCUGAGAAACUGGGAAGAUUACAAGACAAUGAAUGAUAAGGAAUCAGAUCGGAUAAGGUUACUUGAAAAGAUCAGGACAACUUUGAAGGAUUACAGAGAAGCCAUGAUCUUCGAGAGCACCCUCGCCACGAUACCACCCCCAGAUAGAAAGACACUUAAGGCAUUUCGAAUCAAUUUCUUUCACGGAAGGCCAGAAGAGAGCAAGGACUGGCCGAUGCUUGGCGGGCACAGCUCCAGUCUAUACGAUGAUCCGGAUGACUUGGUCGUUCUACAUACGGCGGAACCCCCAGAUAGACUGACGAUGUUUAUCCAGAACUAUUUUGGCUUCCUUUUCAAGGAUGAAGAUCAUCACAAGGCCACUACAAGUUCUUCAGUAGGAUACGCGUCAGGCAAGAGGAUCUCGGUUUUCAUCUCAUAUCUCAGCACCAUUUUGGCUGCAUUACUACUAAUCGGCGCGAUUGUUGUUUUGUACAAUAUAAAGACGGACGACUUGAAGCUAGGCUUGAUCGCUCUCUUCACCAUCCUCUUUGCGGCCAGUGUUGGGCUUCUGACCAACGCGAGGCGAGCAGAAGUGUUUGGAGCGACGGCAGCAUAUGCUGCUGUUUUGGUUGUAUUUGUGAGCGGGGAUCUUGGAAGCUAG
Fusarium falciforme is the source of this 651-nucleotide messenger RNA. RefSeq lists its product as hypothetical. The record is from RefSeq and is a predicted model, not a curated record. The transcript has 4 exons. Lineage: Eukaryota; Fungi; Ascomycota; Sordariomycetes; Hypocreales; Nectriaceae. The coding region runs from base 40 to 651 and encodes 203 amino acids.